Molecule: messenger RNA, 4338 nt
Organism: Cavia porcellus (domestic guinea pig)
Lineage: Eukaryota; Metazoa; Chordata; Mammalia; Rodentia; Caviidae
Gene: Mlf1
Product: myeloid leukemia factor 1
Exons: 8
Coding region: 161-1018 (285 amino acids)
Biological process (GO): regulation of DNA-templated transcription
Cellular component (GO): nucleus; cytoplasm
Source: RefSeq, a predicted model, not a curated record
CUGCUAGGUCUCACGCACCGCCUCUCCCGGCGGGCAUCGCCUUGGCCGGCGGGUGGCGAGCGGCGUCGAAGGUGAGGAGAGGCAGACUCCGACACCGCCGCGGCGAGUUACAUCGUUUUCCAAUCUGUCCGCUUCCGCCGCUGCUGGACACCAAGCCAAAAUGUUCAGGAUGCUAAGCAGCAGCUUUGAGGAUGAUCCUUUUUUCUCUGAUUCUUUUCGUGCACAUCGAGAUAGUAUGCGACAGAUGAUGAGAAGUUUUUCUGAACCUUUUGGAAGAGAUAUGCUCAGAAUCUCUGAUGGUAGACGAAGAGCUCGUAAUCAUACAAGACAUGAUGAUGGUGAAGAUUUUUUGACUGCAACGAACUUUUCUCUUGUGCCUUUUGGAAGCUUUGAGGGCAUGCAUACAGAUGUCAGCCCUUUUCAGGCAAUGGACCGGAUGAUGUUAAAUAUGCGAAACAGUAUGCAGGAAUUACAAAGAAACUUUGAUCAUCUUUCAGUGGCUCCACAUGGACAUUCAUUUUGUUCUUCCUCAGUUAUGACUUAUUCCAAAGUAGGAGAUGAACCACCAAAAGUUUUCCAGGCCUCAGCUCAAACCCGUAGGGCUCCAGGAGGAAUAAAAGAAACCAGGAGAGCAAUGAGAGAUUCUGACAGUGGACUAGAAAAAAUGGCUGUUGGUCAUCAUAUCCAUGAUCGAGCUCAUGUUAUCAAAAAGUCAAAGAACAACAAGACUGGAGAUGAAGAGGUCAAUCAAGAGUUCAUUAAUAUGAGUGAAAGCGAUGCUCAUGCGUUUGACGAUGAGUGGCAAAAUGAGAUUCUGAAGUAUAAACCAGGGAGACAGUGGCACAAUCUAGAAAACACUAGAGUGCAAAGUGUCGGUCAUGAGAAUUCAAGACUCAGAGAAUUUAAAAGAAGGGAGAAACGUCUUCAAAGUCCAGCCAUAGAAAGCAAAAGAAGACCAGACAUUUUUGUGGACAAACUCAACAUCAAAGGAUCACCUGUGAAAAUCAACAAAAAAUAAAUAACCAUGCAUUUGAUUUGUUAAGUUUGGGUUAUUUUAACAGAGAAAGUAAUGGUGCUGAGUAUUAUAUACGUAAGACCAAUCUGUUGUUAAAUCACUAUUAUACUUUGCAACUUUCUUCUGUUAUCUGAAUGUUGUUGGAAGUUCUAGCUUUGUAUUAUUCCAACUGUAGGAAUAAAAUUUUGAUUUUCAAUGUGAUUAAAUUGUUACACAUUCUUAAAACUCUUUAACACAUACUAAUUCCCAAAGCCCAUAUCUUAAUUUUGCUUCCAAAUUGCUUUUGCCCUGGUACUGAUAAAAAAAACCAAAUUACUUUUGUAUUGGCUGUAUUCUUGUCUAUUUGUCAAGGUUAAUUAUAGAGCUGGUUCAGUCAUAGUUCUGAGAAAGUAAAGUCUUAAAAAUGGAUCUAGUUUCCACCAUCACCAUACUAGAAUGACAUGAGCCAUGAGUAUGGUGUACACCUACCAUCCUAACCCUCCAGAAGGUGAGGCAGAAGAAUGCAAAUUCAAGGUCAGCUUGGGCUACAUACAGAGACCGUUUCAGAAAAAGAAAACUGGACAAACAUUUAAAAAUCAUUAUACUAAAGCAAUGUUCAUAAAGGUUUAAAUAACUUAUCUCAGAUUUUAUACUGUUAAACAGCCAACUAGCUUACAGCUUUAAAAAUAAUCAAAACUUAUUCUAGUACUGUUAUAUAAGAAAUUGUUAUUUUGAUAAAGUCAAGAAUAAUUAGUUCAUUUUUACAAUAAAAGUUAAAAUUGAUAAUGUAUACAAAUUUUUCUAUUAUAAUUCCAUAUACAUUUUUUGUUUUAUAUUACAUUCUUAAUAUUUUAAAUAAUUUGUGUCCCCUUUUUCUUUAAUUUCUUAAAGUGGCAUAUUUCUGUUCUUUCCCACAAACAAGUUUAAUCUACUUCAAAGUUAACAUUUUAAAGUUGGAGAGACCUUAGAAGAACUCUGCUUCACCCUUUUGUGACACUUAGAAAAAUGCAUUUGUUAACGUGAAGACUAGAAUGAUCGAGGAUGUCAAAAUAGUGUUUUUGAGCAAAACGUUUAAUAAUUCAGUUGUUCCUCUUUUAAUUGUACCGUUUAAAAAAUUCAACCUAGGUUUUUUACUCAAGAAUUCACACAUUAAUCUACUUUUAUAAAGGUUAUGGAAGAAAUACUAUAUAAGAAUAAAAAAUCUAACCUCAUAUCUGUUGCUUCAGACAAAAAAGUCCACUAUCGUGAUGUAAUUCAAAGUACUUUUCUUCGUAAAUUAGAAGUAAAAUUAUGUGAUUGUCCUCAUACCUCCUCUAGUUCCCUAUAUUCUCUUUCUCUCUCCUUUUAGUUUUCUGUUUUCUAUGCCAGAUAAUUUUCCUAUUCUGUUUUGUGCCUUUAGUCACUAAAAUAAGAUGCAAAUGUAUUAAUUCAUGUUGUAAGUGAAAUUAAUUGAGUAUGUAUUAGUUAAAAUAGAUUUAUUAUGCAGUUUUGUAUGCUAGUAACAUAAUAGGAAGUUAUUAUAUGGUGUAAGUUUUAAAUAACACUUAUAUAAAUUUAUUGGAUAGAGCAAAGUCUCAAUAGAUACUAGUCUCCUUUUGUCUAAAUAACACCAAUAAUUUAAAUAAUUAUUUUCAAAUCUAUAGUUAUACUUUAGUAAAUUAUUAUAUUUAGUGUAACUUUUAUAUCAUAGAACAUUUACAGAAUUGUAACAUACUUUUUUCUCACAAUUUGUUUACUGUGGAAAUCAAAUUGAAGUAAAUUUAAUUAUAUUGAAAAUUGAAAUGUACCUAUAUUUCUUCUUAUGCGGUGGUGCUUCUUAGUAGAAAUUUACAAAAUAUGUUAUACAUAAAGAUUAAAUAUCAGAUAGCAGCCAGGCAUGACAACACGUUUAAAUCCAAGUACUUGGGAGGCUGAGGGAGGAGGCUCACUAGGGGUUCAAGGCCAUCCUGCACUACAUAAUGAGUUGAAGGCCAGCCUGAACUACUUAGUGAGACCCUAUCUCAAACAACGAAAGCAAAAAUGAAAACAACAAAAAAUCAGAUAGUACCCCAUAUGUAGUCUCGUCUACAUAUAUAAUUUUUUCAGGGUUCUACUUGGACCUUGCAAAUGACAAAACUAUGGAAAAUUGUUCAUACAGAGAGAUGAACAUAAAUUUUGAUAAUGUAAUACAUUCAUACAUGUUUUUAAAUAAGACUUAAGGCUUGCUAGUAAUAAUCACAUUAUGCCACAGGUACAUAAUUAUUUUAUAGAAAUCAUAUUUUGACCAUUAACAUUUGAAACUAAUAUAAACUGAUCUUCCUUCUUUCUCAUUUAGUAUUCACUUUUGUCUAGUGUGCAUUGUUUGUUAAAUAUAAUGUUUUAUAAUAGCCAUAAAACUUCAGUAAAAUUUUGUUAUCUUCUAUUUAGAAUUUACUAAAAGUAUGUGCACUGAAUCCCAGCUUAAAUUGCUGAAAAUUGACAUGCACAUUUGGUUUAAAAAGCCAUCACCUCAGAUUUUUCCCUAAAAGUGCUCAGUUUUAUCCCCGAAACUGGUGUUAGCAGCAGGCAUUUUCUUUGAUUUGUGAUAAAUGAUGAAUUUCCCUUAAAUUGCAUGAAUGGAAAUACUUGCAAUGCAAAGAGGUAAUGACCCUUCUCUUGUUCAAUUGUAUCUCUGUGUAGUAGAAUAAAAAGAGACUCUUUGUUCCUGCAGUGAUAGAUAUAGAAUUGUAUUCAUUUUUAUUUAUCCUUGAAUCUUCAAAAUCAUAUCUUCUUUAUCACUGGACUGAAGCAUAAGUAAGAGAAUGUAAACACAAAAUACUACCUCUUUUACACAUGCUCUUAUAUUACUCUUUGGAAUUUGAAAAUUCUAAAAUGUACAAAAUACCUCACCAGUGUGCCUCAAAAUUUACCUGCCAUACAGACAUAGUACUCCCUCUUCUUCCUGUUAAAUAUGACUUGUUUGUGCAUGUCAUAUAUUUUGUAAAUUUCCACUGAGAAAGCAUCAUGGCAUAAGAAAUGUCUUCUAUUAAAAUUUGCUAUAUUUAAUAGGAUUGUGUUGAUCAUUCUUUGACUUGCUGAUGUUAUUGAGAGCAAAGUUAACAAUAUAAAGUGUAGAUUUUUAAAAAUUCCUUGAUAUAUACUCCAGACUGCUUUACAGAAAGAUUGCACCAAUUUAUAAUCAUCCCACCGAAUUGUUACAAGAGUAUCUAUUUUUUCAAAUCCUUUGUCCAAAUUGGAAAGUAGAUAAUGAUUUUUCAUCUUCUAUUGUUACAGAUUUUAUAUAGGUAAAAUAGUAUCUCUUUGUCUUAAUUUUGUAUGUGUCUUUGAUAGUGAAAUAAUAACCUUGUUCUUGUGUUUACUGCUCA